GAUGUUUAAGACUCAGCCACUAUUUCAGAAGCAGGAAUUGGAGAGCUCCCUCUUCUCCAACCUCGCCGACUUGAGAUUUCCGGAGAUUCUGUGAGGAAGGAUCUUAAAUUUCAUUUCCCAUUUCAAAUCGUUAAUAGGAUUCCAAUGACACGGAAGCCCUCCAGCACAACUAGGAAGCUUCCUUCUCCCUGAACCGGGCUAGACCGCAGAGGACAGGCGGGGGCCGAGGAGCACCCGCGGGACCACCAGGGACCGCAAAGCAGACGGGUCCGCCCUGCUCUUCCGGGGUUUCCUGCGCCGACCGGAAUUAGGGCGGGGCCUCCAGAGCGCGUCCUGCACGAUUGGUCGGCGCCUCUGUCGCUCAACGCGCGGAACGGAAGGGGUCGGGAGGCGCCCGGCGUUGGUCCUGAAUCCUAGAGGAGGGUGGACUGGUCGGAGCCAAAGUUACUGACUGGGGAGCCGGUGGCUACAGCUAUGGAGCUGGGCCCCGCUGUGUCCCCCGGGCCUUCCCGCUCCUUCAAAGAGGAGCUGCUCUGUGCGGUCUGCUACGAUCCCUUCCGCGACGCCGUGACUCUGCGCUGCGGCCACAACUUCUGCCGCGGGUGCGUGACCCGCUGCUGGGAGGUGCAGGUGACGCCCACCUGCCCGGUGUGCAAGGACCGAGCAGUCCUCGCCGACCUGCGCACUAACCACACCCUCAACAACCUGGUAGAGAAGCUGCUGCGGGAGGAAGCCGAGGGCGCGCGCUGGGCGGGCCACCACUUCCCGCGCCUCUGCCGCCUGCACCGCGGCCCGUUCAGCCUCUUCUGCCUCGACGACAAGGAGCUGCUGUGCUGCUCGUGCCAGGCCGACCCCCGGCACCAAGGGCACCGCGUGCAGCCAGUGAAGGACACGGCCCACGACUUUCGGGCCAAGUGCAGGAACAUGGAGCAUGCACUUCGGGAGAAAGCCAAGGCCUUCUGGGCCAUGCGGCGCUCUUAUGAGGCCAUUGCCAAGCAUAAUCAGGUGGAGGCCGCCUGGCUGGAAGGGCGAGUCCGGCAGGAGUUUGGCAAGCUCCGCGAGUUCCUGAGAGUGGAGGAGCAAGCCAUCCUGGACGCCGUGGCCGAGGAGGCGAGGCAGAAGCAGCGGCUGGCUGAAGAGAAGAUGAAGCAGCUGGCGGAAGACACAGAGGCUCUGGCCCACGAGAUUGAGCGGCUGCAGGUGGAGAUGAAGGAGGAUGACGUUUCCUUUCUCAUGAAACACAAAAGCCGAAAACGCCGCCUCUUCUGCACCAUGGAGCCAGAGCCCGUCCAGCCUGGCAUGCUCAUCGACGUCUGCAAGUACCUCGACUCCCUGCAGUACCGCGUUUGGAGGAAGAUGGUCACGUCUGUUGAGUCUGUGCCUUUUAGCUUCGAUCCCAAUACCGCGGCCGGCUGGCUUUCGGUGUCCGACGACCUCACCAGCGUCACGAACCAUGGCUACCGAGUGCAGGUGGAGAACCCGGAGCGCUUCUCAUCGGCGCCCUGCCUGCUGGGCUCCCGCGUCUUCUCGCAGGGCUCCCACACCUGGGAGGUGGACCUGGCGGGGCUGCCGAGCUGGCGGGUGGGCGUGGUGCGGCUGCGCCAGGACAAUGGCGCCGAGGGCCACUCCCACAGCUGCUACCACGACACCCGCUCGGGCUUCUGGUACGUGUGCCGCACGCAGGGCGUGGAGGGGGACCACUGCGUGACCUCGGACCCGGCCACGUCACCCCUGGCCCUGGCCGUCCCCCGCCGCCUGCGCGUGGAGCUGGAGUGUGAGGAGGGCGAGCUGUCCUUCUAUGAUGCUGAGAGCCACUGCCACCUCUACACCUUCCACGCCCGCUUCGGGGAGGCUUGCACCUCCACCUCUUCUUCGUCGCUCCUGCCUGCAGAUAAUUGUUCAUUGUCGCCUUGUCCUGUCCCUGGAAAUGGCAUGGUAAAAGGAGACAUGGUCCUCUGGGGGUGGUGUUCUAAUCGGGGGCAUGUUCUCGACUAGGACUCACAUUCUUUCUCCUGCCUGUGCCCCCGGUUCCAGAAAUGGGCUUUUAAAACAGAAACGAUGACUCAAACUAUGAAGUGUUGUAAACAUAUGUACAAUUGGUACGUGGGGCGGAAAGCAGUCGGAGAUGCUGCCGGGUGAAGGCGAAUGUUGCCUGACUGGCGUGUGCAGGCGGGAAAGCACUUGGACUCGGAAGCUCAAGGCACUUUGGCGGCCGGCGCCUCUGAGACCAGUGUGCAUGGUCUUGGUAUUUCCCUAGCCCAUCACAUAGAAUCUCUGCAAUAAUCUUGACCUGAAAUUAUUCUGCUAGGUAUAAUAAAGUUAAAAAAAUUUUUUUAUUUCCAACUUAGUGGAAGGGUUUUUUUUUAAUGGGGAAUUUGGAUAACUUAGGCCUCUUUUUUAAAAACUAAAAAUGAUAUUUGAGGGAAAACCCACUUUUUCUUUCGACACUUUCCUUUCAGGGUCCUUGGAAGCUCAUCCAUGUUGUAGCAUGUAUUUGACUUUGUUCCCUUUCACGAUCAAGUCACAUUCUGGGGUGUGAAUAUACUGCAUUUUGUCUAUUCUUCAGCCUGUGGACGUUCAUUCGUUUUCAUUUGUUGCCAUUACAAAUAAUGCUGCUGUGAACAUA
This is a messenger RNA of Suricata suricatta (meerkat), 2626 nucleotides long. RefSeq names its product tripartite motif containing 35 (gene TRIM35). Gene Ontology annotation, biological process: innate immune response; positive regulation of apoptotic process. The transcript is spliced from 7 exons. Lineage: Eukaryota; Metazoa; Chordata; Mammalia; Carnivora; Herpestidae. The coding region runs from base 475 to 1995 and encodes 506 amino acids. Gene Ontology annotation, molecular function: zinc ion binding; protein binding. The record is from RefSeq and is a predicted model, not a curated record.